GGCCAGUCGAGCUUUACAGUUGGACACACAUCGGGGCUCAGCUUCCAGUCUGUCGGCGUAACGCUUCAAUGGAAUUUGCAUAAGCCGCAUUUGGCAUAAAAAAAAAAAACAACUAAAAAUAAACCCAACCUAAUCGAACAAAUCUGACAACUUUGAACCGCAUUUGGAUCGAUCCGAUCGCUUUCGACUAUAAAAUGAGCCUCAGUUCUCCGAAAGUCAUCAAGCAACUGAGCGCAGCGGAACGUGAAGAGUUUUUCAAUUCCUUCGAUGUCGUCUUCUGUGAUUGCGAUGGUGUUGUCUGGUACACGCUGCGCGAUUUUAUACCCGGCUCGGCCCAGGCCAUCGGGGAGCUGCAGCGUCGUGGCAAGCAGCUCACCUUUGUGACCAAUAACAGCAUCAGCUCCGUGGAGGAGCAUAUGCAGAAGUUCGUCAAGCAAGCGGCAUUGCAUAUAGACCAGCAACAGAUUGUGCAUCCGGCACAGACCAUUUGCGAUCAUCUCAAGUCCAUUGGUUUCGAGGGGCUCAUCUACUGCCUGGCCACGCCGCCCUUCAGGCAGCUGCUGCGUGACGCGGGCUUUCGUCUAACCGAGGAGCGCGAGGGUUUUAUCAUCAAGAGCCUGGGAGAGCUGCACGAGGCCAUCUUUGGCGGGGAGCCCGUGCAGGCUGUCAUUAUUGAUGUGGACUUUAAUCUGACAGCGACCAAGCUGAUGCACGCCCAGUUCCAGCUAAAGAAUCCCAACUGCUUGUUCCUGGCCGGCGCUGCCGAUGCGCUAAUACCCUUCGGCGCCGGCGACAUCAUUGGACCCGGCGCCUUUAUUGACGUUGUCGCCCAGUCCACUGGCCGCCAGCCCAUGGUGCUGGGCAAGCCGGGCGAGGCACUGCGUCAGCUGUUGCGCCAGCACCACGCCCACGUGCCAGCCAACCGAGUGCUCUUCAUCGGCGACAGUCUAGCCAGUGACAUUGGAUUUGCGCGCGCCAGCGGCUACCAGACGCUGCUGGUCCUCACUGGCGGCAGCAGCAGUGCGGAUGUGGCCAGCCUGCCGCCUAGCCACGCCCAUAUGCCCGACUACGUAGGCGACUGCCUGGGCGAUAUUUGCGGCACGAAUAUAAUGGAAUAAACAACAACGAAUUCCAAAUAGGCAUCAAUAUAUACUGUAUUGUCUUAAACAUAGAUAGCUCGAGUAGAUCCGUUGAAGCCAAUAAA
Molecule: messenger RNA, 1204 nt
Organism: Drosophila montana
Lineage: Eukaryota; Metazoa; Arthropoda; Insecta; Diptera; Drosophilidae
Exons: 6
Coding region: 195-1118 (307 amino acids)
Molecular function (GO): phosphatase activity
Source: RefSeq, a predicted model, not a curated record